CACUCUAGAAACUGAUAUAAAUUAUAUUUCUUUUAAUUUUGUUUAAACGAAUGUGAAGAUAACUUGUAUCGAGCAUUUUGUUAACUCCAAGAAAUCGAAAAUUAACCACUGACGUUAUUCCUAACCUCCAUAAUGCCGAGAGUGCACAAGACUAGCACAGCAAUAGUUGCUGGCUUGGGCAUCGCCCUCGUUGGCUAUGCUGGUCGAUAUGUAAUCAGAUCGAUGCCCAUCCUCUCACAAAAAGUAGCAGAAGCGGUAAAAAGCAUGCCAAGGCUAGAUUCUCAGUCCCUAGCAAAUAGCAGAUAUUACAAAGGUGGCUUUGAGCCUAAAAUGACUCGUCGUGAAGCAAGUCUUAUAUUGGGGGUUUCACCAACAGCAAAUAAGGUUAAAGUAAAGGAACACUUUAAAAAAGUGAUGUCUGCAAAUCAUCCUGAUCGUGGUGGUUCACCAUAUAUUGCAGCGAAAAUUAAUGAGGCAAAAGAUUUACUAGAAAAGUGAAAUAUAGAAUUAAUGUUUAAUUAACAUAGCAAUGGUUAAUUAUGAAAUAAAUUUCGAUGUACAUACUUGCCUAUUUUAUGCCGUUAAGGUCGAUAUUCACAGUCAGUGUUUGAGAUAAAGCACUGUUCUAAGAUUGUAAACACCUCAGCUUAAUACAUGGCAAAAUAUGACUUAAGAUCGUCUUUAAAUUAUGCUUAGAACAAAGUAUUGACUAUAAAUACUGGUCUUAGACAGUGUAUAAAUAAGUUAUCAAUCGAUACCGUCUUCUUUGUUCUCAUGUAAGUAGUUUUACGAGUAAUGUAUAUACGUAUUAAAGUGAAUCAGUGCCUAAAAA
Cephus cinctus (wheat stem sawfly) is the source of this 832-nucleotide messenger RNA. Its product is annotated as mitochondrial import inner membrane translocase subunit TIM14. Gene Ontology annotation, biological process: protein import into mitochondrial matrix. The transcript has 3 exons. The record is from RefSeq and is a predicted model, not a curated record. The coding region runs from base 133 to 498 and encodes 121 amino acids. Gene Ontology annotation, molecular function: ATPase activator activity. Lineage: Eukaryota; Metazoa; Arthropoda; Insecta; Hymenoptera; Cephidae. Gene Ontology annotation, cellular component: PAM complex, Tim23 associated import motor.